AUGUUGAAGGACAACCAUUCCGAUGACGAUGUGAAGGAUCUGGUGAGUGAACUGGAGAUCAUGAAGAUGAUUGGAAGGCAUCCAAACGUUAUCAGUUUGCUUGGAUGCUGCAGCAACGAGGGUCCUCUGUACGUCAUCAUGGAGUACGCAGCUCAUGGCAACUUGAAGAAUUUUCUACACGAUCAUCGAUUCGAAGAAAGCUGUGAGCAGCGCGAUAAGAAAGCAAUUUCUAUGCACAGGUUGAUCACCUUUGCAACCCAAAUCGCCUCUGGAAUGGAGUACCUUGCAUUGAUCAAGUGCAUCCAUCGAGACUUGGCCGCACGUAACAUACUGGUCGCCGAAGGUUACGUCAUGAAGAUUGCCGACUUUGGACUUGCUCGGGAUGUCCAGGAUCAUGAGUAUUACCGGAAAAUGACCGCCGGGAAGGUUCCAAUCCGGUGGAUGGCACCGGAAUCGUUGGAGCACUUUUUCUUCGACUCGCGUACGGAUGUCUGGUCGUUUGGUGUGCUUCUGUGGGAGAUCAUGACGCUCGGUCGUCAGCCGUACUUGAACGUCACAAGUUGGGAGUAUCAAUUGCAGUACUUGAAGCAAGGGAAUCGACUGGAGAAGCCAGCUCAGUGUCCGGAUGAUGUUUAUGAUGUUAUGAGGGGGUGCUGGCAGGUGACACCGACGCAACGCCCAUCGUUUGGAGAAAUUUUACAACACAUGAAGUUGUGCUCGGAUGCCUUGAACGCAUGA
Culex pipiens pallens (northern house mosquito) is the source of this 738-nucleotide messenger RNA. Its product is annotated as fibroblast growth factor receptor homolog 1-like. Gene Ontology annotation, molecular function: transmembrane receptor protein tyrosine kinase activity; ATP binding. Gene Ontology annotation, biological process: protein phosphorylation; cell surface receptor protein tyrosine kinase signaling pathway; multicellular organism development. The record is from RefSeq and is a predicted model, not a curated record. Gene Ontology annotation, cellular component: signaling receptor complex. The transcript has a single exon. The coding region runs from base 1 to 738 and encodes 245 amino acids. Lineage: Eukaryota; Metazoa; Arthropoda; Insecta; Diptera; Culicidae.